This is a messenger RNA of Propithecus coquereli (Coquerel's sifaka), 501 nucleotides long. RefSeq names its product chromosome unknown open reading frame, human C20orf141 (gene CUNH20orf141). Lineage: Eukaryota; Metazoa; Chordata; Mammalia; Primates; Indriidae. Bases 1 to 501 code for a protein of 166 amino acids. The record is from RefSeq and is a predicted model, not a curated record. The transcript has 2 exons.
AUGACUCGGCUCUGCUUACCCAGGCCCAAAGCCCUUGAAGACCCAAUGCCAGUUCCUCCCAGGGGCCUGGGUGCUGGGGAGGGGUCGGGUAGUCCAGUGCAUCCAUGUGUGUCCCCCCGUGACCCUAGCCGGGCCCAGCUCCUGGACAGUGUCCUAGGGCUGGGGGCACUGGGACUGACGAUUCGGGCAGUCUUUUCCAUGGCUGGUCCAACUCUGCUGCUGCUGCUGCUACUGGUCAGCUUCCUCGCCUUUGACCUGCUCCAUAGGCCUUCAGGUCCCACCCUGCCACCCAGACUUCUCACAAGGGGCCAGAGUCAGGGGGCCGGCGAGGGCCCAGGACAGCAGGAGGCUGUCCUCCUACCAGCGGGGACAGUCACUGGACAACUCAGCCUCCAGGAUGCACUGCUACUGCUGCUUAUGGGACUGGGACUACUCCUGGGAGCCCGCGGCAUGCCUGCAGCCCUGCUUGGUCUGGCUUUCUGCCUGCAUCCUUGGGCCUGA